AGCGGUAUACAGAUAGAAGGUACAGAUGCAACAGGAAAUAUGAUAUCUAGGGUCACACGUUUUGACAUCACGCCUGUUGGUGUUCGAUUAAAGAUACUUCCAUCUACAAAUGAUCUUCAGCUGAAUAAAGAAGAAACGAUAUCGUAUCAACUGACAAAUACCGGCAAUGUUGAGACCAAUUUUGAAGUCAACAUAACUGACGACAAGGGUUUCCUAGUAUCAUCGAAUAGCACGACAAUACAUCUUCAAGCUGGCGAAACUGUAGUGAAUACGAUCAAUUUAAAUGGAACCGACAGCGGAUCUACAGUGAAAGUUCAACUGACUGUUUUCCUCUGGAACUCAACAGAAGUUUUGCAAAUGGAAUCGAAGAAGUAUUAUAUAUCUGAUGUUCAGCGCCUUGAAUGUAAAAUCACUGACCAAUCACCUCAGUGUCCUGAGGAGUCCUUGACAACCAAAACCUGUGACGACUAUAGAUGGAGUGGAUCAACAGAAAUAUCAUUCACUUUGAUAAAACCUUCCCAGAUUGUUGCUUCAAACAAUGACGUCAACAUUCAAUAUGAAAACAUAACAAAUACAAACAAUAGCAUGAAUGUUAAUAUCAGUGGACAUUGUUGUGUACAAUCUGUUCAACUCAACGCAUAUGACGAUGAUGGGUUUUUUGCUAAGUGUGACUUUGUGUUUUCAAAUGGUACAAUUGUGGCUGUGGAACCAGAAACAACAACGGAAAUCACCUCUAUAAAUACUGAACAAAUAACAACGGAAAAUCUAGCCACCACAACAGUGUUCGUGGACACAACUUUAACGGAUUCAACAACAGAUGAACAGACAACAGCGGUAACCACUGAAGAAGAUAUCACAACAGAAAAAGAGACAACAAUAAUGAAUCAAAAAACAACAGCUGAAAAAAGCACAAUCACAGAUAAAGUGACAGCUGAUCAGGCCACCUUCGUAGAAACAACAACCGUUUCUAUAACGACAGGUGCUGGAAUUACUGUUCAAUCUACAGCUUUUGAAGAAAGCACAGCAACAACUUUUCAACAAAAAACAACAGAAGACGAAGAUAAACCGACUACGCAAUUGUCAACGACGACAAAGGAAUUGACGACUACAAUCAAAGUUGAAACAUCGACUGAAAUAAUAUCAUCAGAUUCUACCAACGAAGGUUCUACCAAAACUACUGAGAAGGACACUUCUACGAGUCCAUCAACAACAACUGAAGAACUAUUUUCAACAAAGAAAUCAGCAGAAACAACUGUACUAUCUGAAUCAACUCAAACCUACAUGGAGACAACACCAACAUCGAAGUACAACAGUGAUGAGUUGGAGUCAUCACCAAUAUUCCUGUCAAUAAUAUCUGGAACUGGAAUCGUGAUUUUGAUUGUGGCUAUCGUGUUUUCGGUUACAUUAUAUAAAUCCUGUUCGAAAAGCAAAGCGGCUAAAAGACCACUACCAUAUGUGAUGAAUCAUGCAGAAAACGUUUCGCCUAAACAAACAAGUCCGACAGAUAAUGAUGGCAGCUUGAAAAAUCUACCAACUGCGUUCAGUAAUGUUGAUAACUGGCAUAGGAAGGAUCUUUGAUUGCGUUAUGAAAUGCCUUACUGUAUUUUUGAAAUUAUAUUUUGAAAUAUCGGAAGAAACGAAGAAAUGGAAAUGUCAAAUUACUGAAUACGGAGUUAUUUUCGCCCCAAAAUAUUUUCUCCCUCUCACACUGGGAAACAACUUUGUCCCAUUU
Saccostrea cuccullata (small rock oyster) is the source of this 1732-nucleotide messenger RNA. Its product is annotated as mucin-2-like. Lineage: Eukaryota; Metazoa; Mollusca; Bivalvia; Ostreida; Ostreidae. The transcript is spliced from 7 exons. The record is from RefSeq and is a predicted model, not a curated record. Bases 40 to 1578 code for a protein of 512 amino acids.